CUCUUAAACAGGUGAGACAGAAGUUUAGCUCGAUGGACAUCUCACUGAAAGAAAACCUGCGAGAAAUGAUUGACGAAUCUUCGAACAAAUUUGGAUUGAAAGAUAUUCGUGUGCAGACAUUUUGCGUGCAGUUUGGAUUUAAGAAUAAGUUCCUUGCUGGUGAUGUUGUAUAUGCAGCCACAGCUCUUCUGGAGAACACAGAGAAAGAGGAGAGUACAACAGACAGUUUCAUUAGGGCCCUGGACUCUUUGUCAAGGAGUAACCUUGAUAAGCUUCGACAGGGACUGGAACUGGCAAAGAAGCAACUAUGUGCAAUUCAGCAGACUGUGGCAAGCUGUAUCUGUACCAACCUGAUCAUUUCCCAGGGACCUUUCCUCUACUGCUACUUAAUGGAGUUGAAACUUGACAAACUUGUAACUAGUUGUAGCGCUCAGCUGUUGGGUGUGGACUGUGGAGGGAAACCGGAAAUUAUGAAUCCAUCAGUUUGCAUUCUUUGGAUUGUUGUAGUAUCAGCAGCGGUAGUAGAAUUGUAUAAUAAGUUGGAAAGAGAGUGA
Molecule: messenger RNA, 554 nt
Organism: Protopterus annectens (West African lungfish)
Lineage: Eukaryota; Metazoa; Chordata; Ceratodontiformes; Protopteridae
Product: cell division control protein 45 homolog
Exons: 4
Coding region: 33-554 (173 amino acids)
Biological process (GO): double-strand break repair via break-induced replication; mitotic DNA replication preinitiation complex assembly; DNA replication initiation
Cellular component (GO): DNA replication preinitiation complex
Molecular function (GO): single-stranded DNA binding; DNA replication origin binding; chromatin binding
Source: RefSeq, a predicted model, not a curated record